Molecule: messenger RNA, 2145 nt
Organism: Castor canadensis (American beaver)
Lineage: Eukaryota; Metazoa; Chordata; Mammalia; Rodentia; Castoridae
Product: disintegrin and metalloproteinase domain-containing protein 25-like
Biological process (GO): proteolysis; male gonad development
Cellular component (GO): external side of plasma membrane; sperm head plasma membrane; plasma membrane
Molecular function (GO): metalloendopeptidase activity
Source: RefSeq, a predicted model, not a curated record
AUGGCUCUGGGUGAGGCUCUGGUGCACGUGAGAGUCACUUUCCUACAGCUUGGGCUGGAUGUAUUACUGUUUUCUGGAUGGUCCCAUUCUGUACCUGCUCAAUACCACAGCCCCCCAGAAGUGGUGAUACCCUUAAGGUUAACUGGCACUAGUAGAGGCAUGAAGACUCCAGACUGGCUCUCCUAUAGCCUCCACUUUGGGGGACAGAGACAUUUUGUCCACAUGAAGGCCAAGAAGCUUUUGAUAUCCAGACACCUCUCUGUGUUCACCUACACAGACCAGGGCGCUCUUCUCGAGGACCAGCCUUAUGUGCAAAAUGACUGCUACUAUCAUGGUUAUGUGGAAGGGGACCCACAAUCCCUGGUUGCUCUUAGCACCUGUUUUGGGGGCUUUCAAGGAACACUACAGAUAAAUGAUAUGCUUUAUGAAAUCACACCCAAGAGCCUUUCUGACACAUUUGAACAUCUGGUUUAUAAGAUGGACACUGAUGAGACAGAAACCCACCCCAGAAGAUGUGCAUUAACGGAAGAAGAAAUAGCACGACAACUGAAGCUUCAAGGGCGUGAUAAAUCCAUUUCGAUGCAAAGUGGUUAUGAGGGCUGGUGGACCCACAGAUAUUUUCUUGAACUGGCGUUGGUUGUAGACCAUAAUCGAUUCCUUCACCGGGAAAGUAAUACCUCAAAUGUCAUACGGGAAGUAUUUCUCAUUCUCAACAGAGUUAGUUCCCUUUUAAUUUCACUGGAUGUUGAUGUGACAUUACUUGGACUUGAGAUCUGGAAUGAUAAAAACCCUAUGCCAGUAAAUAAUAUAGGAGACCUCCUGAGAGAAUUUUGCUCUUGGAGGCAUAAGAGCCUUAAUUCUCGUAUAAAGAGUGACCUUGCACAUCUUUUUGUACAACAUCAUUAUGGUAUAUAUCUUGGCUUGGCCUAUGUUGGAAGUGUAUGUUCUUCUCAUUAUGGUUGUGGAGUUGAUCGCAUCUUAGGAGAGAAUGUGAAUAGCUUUGGACAUACUAUCGCACAUGAGAUAGGUCAUAAUUUGGGCAUGGCGCAUGAUGAAAGUGAAUGUACAUGUGGGAAAGGAGGCUGCAUAAUGGCUCCUGUAGAAAAUAACUCCAACAAAUUCAGCAACUGCAGUUAUGCCUAUUUGAUAAAAACUAUUGGAAAGACUCACUGUAUGAACAUGCCACCAAAUCCUUUUAUGAAAUAUACAUGGGAACACUGUGGGAAUGGUGUAGUUGAAGAUGGAGAGGAGUGUGACUGUGGAUCCUUUGAACUGUGUAAAAACGAUCCAUGUUGUCAGCUAGGCUGCACUCUGAAGUCUGGUGCCCACUGUGCUUCUGGGCUUUGUUGCAAAGAUUGCCAAUUCAUGCCAUCAGGCACAGUGUGUAGAGAAAAGGGCAACGCAUGUGAUCUUCCAGAAUGGUGUAAUGGAACAUCACCCAACUGUCCAGAAGAUGUGUACCUGCAAGAUGGGAUCCCUUGCCUGGGCAGUGGCUACUGCUAUGAAAAGAGAUGUAAUAACCGUAAUGAGCAGUGCAGGCAGACUUUUGGCAUUAAUGCCAGGAGUGCACCUCAUAGUUGCUACAAGGAACUAAACACUCGUGGUGACCGUUUUGGUAACUGUGGUAUCACUAGCAAUACAUACAUUAGGUGUAAUCGCUCAGAUAUCCUCUGUGGGAGAAUUCAGUGUGAGAAUGUGACAGGAAUUCCUUUUCUAAGAGAACAUUCUACUGUGCAUCAGACUCACUUGAAUGGUGUCACCUGCUGGGGUACUGACUAUCAUCGGGGGUUGACCAUUCCUGAUAUUGGUGAAGUGAAAGACGGCACAGAAUGUGGUCGAGCACAUUUGUGCAUAAGCAGGAAGUGUGUCCAUAUGUCAAAUUUGCAAAAAAAAUGUUGGCCCACAAGUUGCAAUAUGAAAGGGGUCUGCAACAAUAAACAUCACUGUCAUUGUAACAUUGAGUGGGCCCCCCCAAACUGCCUGAUGAACGGCUCUGGAGGUAGUAUUGAUAGUGGGCCACCUCCACUCCACUUCCCAGGCCGGCACCACCAGCCCAACCCCUGGCGAGUGCACAACGGUGUGCGCGCGGGCCAGGCCUGGGACCAUCCCCAGGGCGCAGUCAGACACCGCCUACCCGGGAAAUAG